This is a messenger RNA of Eruca vesicaria subsp. sativa (arugula), 1889 nucleotides long. The record is from the annotation of a GenBank genome assembly. Lineage: Eukaryota; Viridiplantae; Streptophyta; Magnoliopsida; Brassicales; Brassicaceae.
GUAAAAGAAGAGAGAGAGAGAUGAUUUGGUAUUUCACCAACUAAAAUCGUUGAGAGUUUGUCUUCUUCUUUUGUGUGUGUGUGGAGAGGAGAGGAGAUCACAAUCAAUCAAUCUAUCUCUUCUACUUCUUCUUCUUUCUCAAGUCUUCUGUAUUUUGUCCCUUUCGAAUUUUUGUUGUUUCUCCACCACAGAAACACAACUCCUGAAUUCAAAAAAAAAAAACUCUAAGCCUUGCUCCUCAACUCUCUUUUCGAUUCCUAGUCGCCUGGGAGAAGUCAAUGGCUUCCGAGGCGGAUAGAUCGGCGGAUCCAAAAUUAGGGGGAGUCGGGAGCAAAAGCGCAGGAGGAGGAGGAGGAGGUCAAUACUUCAGGGCGGAUACACUUGAUUUCAAGAAAUGGGAUUUGCAUAUGGGUCAAGGCUCUUCUUCAACUAGUGGUGCUGCCGUCAAGUCCUCCUCCAAGAAGUCUCCGAUGCAGGAAUGGGAGAUCGACCUCUCCAAACUCGACAUGAAUCACGUCCUCGCUCGCGGCACUUAUGGCACUGUCUACCGCGGUGUCUACGCCGGUCAACAAGUCGCAGUGAAGGUGUUGGAUUGGGGAGAAGAUGGUGUCUCAACGGCCGAUGAUCUGCGCGCUUCCUUCGAACAAGAGGUGGUCGUCUGGCAGAAGCUCGAUCAUCCCAACGUUACCAAGUUCAUAGGAGCAUCCAUGGGGACCUCUGAUCUGAAGCUACCUCCUUCUAGUGAUUCUGGAGGCAGUGGAGCACAUCCUGCCAAGGCCUGUUGUGUUGUCGUUGAAUAUGUUGCUGGUGGCACCCUCAAGAAGUUCCUCAUCAAAAAGUAUCGGAGCAAACUCCCCAUCAAGGAUGUCAUUCAGCUUGCUUUGGAUCUCGCUAGAGGUCUGAGUUACCUCCACUCCAAGGCGAUUGUGCAUCGGGACGUGAAGACAGAGAACAUGUUGUUGGAAACUAACAAGACGCUCAAGAUUGCUGAUUUCGGAGUUGCUAGAGUCGAGGCUCAGAACCCUCAAGACAUGACUGGUGAAACUGGAACUCUUGGAUACAUGGCACCUGAGGUUCUUGAAGGAAAGCCUUACAACAGGAAAUGUGAUGUGUAUAGCUUUGGUGUAUGCCUCUGGGAAAUAUACUGCUGCGACAUGCCCUACGCUGACACUAGUUUUGCUGAGAUCUCUCAUGCUGUUGUUCACAAGAAUCUGAGACCAGAGAUUCCGAAAUGCUGCCCACAGGCGGUGGCAAACAUAAUGAAGAGAUGCUGGGACCCGAAUCCAGACAAGCGUCCGGAGAUGGAAGAGGUUGUGAAGCUACUAGAAGCAGUAGACACAAGCAAAGGCGGUGGAAUGAUACCACCAGACAAGUUUCAGGGGUGCCUCUGUUUCUUCAAACCUCGUGGCCCCUGACCUCUUGUCUCUUGUGAUAUUCUUGAGAGCUGCUUGAUUUUUUUUUUUUGAACUUUUGUUGAGACAUUGGAGUUAGAUUGGGUGUGGUCUUUGUCAUAAGAAUCUAUCUCACUCUUUCUACUCUCUCUCUCUAUGUAUUUAUACUUUUUUUUACACACAGUCCGGUCGUGUAUAAAACUGAUGAUAAAGCUUUGUUUCUUUCUUUCUUUUUUUUUUCUGUGAGCGGGGAUCAUCUCUUACUCUUUGAAGGUUUGAUAAUAAUACAAAAAAUGUUGAUUCGUAAUGGAAGUAGUAAAAACAGAAGAGAGAGCUAAGUAAAAGAGUGACGAAGAUUAAGACUAGUAGAGGGUGUAAAAGUUAAAAAAAAAAAAUGGGGGGUUGGAUUUGUUACAAGUGUAAAAGAUAAAGGUCUUAAACCACAAUAUUGCGACAGCUUGUGAAACAACAACAACAUGUGUAUGGGUUAAGUAGGUG